GCAGGCGCUGUGGAUGUGACUGUACCUUCUGAUCCCCGGGGACGUUGGGUUUACGUGGUCCCCCUGCUGUCGCGUUUUUUCGCGCUAUCACCCCAGGUGCUGAGGGUUCCUCCAAAAGAGUGCGAGAGGCCAGCAGCGGGAAGAUGGCAGCGCACUCAGUGUCCUUUGAGGAUGUGGCUGUGAAAUUCACCUUUGAAGAGUGGGCUCUGCUGGAUCCUUCACAGAAGAGACUCUACAGAGAUGUGAUGGGGGAAACCAUCAGGAGCCUGGCCACUGUGGGGAACAAAUGGAAAGAGCAGAACACACAAAAUAAGGACAAAAAACAGGAGAUUAAUCCAAGAAGUCACAUGUUUGAAAAAUUUUAUGAGAUCAGUGGUCAUCAGUGUGGGAAAAACAUCUUCUCAGUUUCAAAUCUCAGUCUCACCAAGGAAACCCCUGCUUGUGUAACACCAUGUAAAGGCAGUUUGUGUGGAAAACUCUUCAUACAUCCAGCAUUCCAUAGUGGGCAGCCAAGGUUUCUCAUUAAGCAUAGACCACAUGAGAUUGAGGAAUAUGGAGAGAAAUCAUACAAAUGUAAGGUGUGUAAUAAAGCAUUCAGUCUUCACCAGUGGCUCCAGAAACAUGAACAGUGUCAUACUGAUGGAAUGCACUAUGAAUGUACACAAUGUGGCAAAGCCUUCAGAUUUCUCAGUUUCUUUCAGAUACAUGAAAGAAGUCAUAGAGAGAAGUCUUAUGAAUAUAAAGAAUAUGGUAAAGUGUCCUUUACUUCUGCAAGCUUGCAGGGACACAGGAAUCUGCAUUCCACAGAAAAACAGUAUGAAUGUAAAGAAUGUGGAAAAGGAUUUCUUUGUAAUAUAACACUUAAGAUACACAUGAAAGGACAUACUGGGGGGACACAGUACCAGGGUAAAACCUGUGGAAUACCUUAUUUGUACUACUCAGCACUUAAACAACAUGAAAGGAAUCACACUGGAGAAGAACCCUGUGAAUAUAAUCAGUGUGGUAAAUCCUUCAGCAUUUCCACACAUUCACAAUAUAAUGAAAAGAUUCACAAUGCACAAAAGGCUUACAAAUGUGCAGUAUGUGGCAAAGACUUUAAACACUGCAGUAGUUUUCAGCUACAUAAGGAAAUUCAUACUGGAGUGAAACUUCACAAAUGUCAGGAAUGUGAGAAUUCUUUUGUUUGUUUUCAAGACUUUGAAUUACAUAUGAGAGUGCACAGUGGAUAUCGACUUUAUACAUGUAAGGAGUGUGGGAAAGCAUUCAAGAGUUCAAAUGGCUGUAGAGGACAUGAAAGAACACAUACUGGAGACAAGCCAUAUGAAUGUAAACAAUGUGGUAGGACAUUUGCCUACUCUACUGCACUUCGAGUACAUCAAAGAAUUCACACUGGAGAGAAACCUUAUGAAUGUAAACAAUGUGGUAGCACCUUUGCUUACUCCACUUCCCUUCAGGUGCAUCAAAGAACUCACACUGGAGAGAAACCAUAUGAAUGUAAACAAUGUGGUAAGGCCUACUCUACUUGUAGUAGUCUCAGAGGACAUGAAAGAACGCACACUGGAGACAAACCUUUUGAAUGUAAACAAUGUGGUAAAGCAUAUGAUUACACCAGUAGCCUCCAAAGGCAUGAGAAAACUCACAUAAAAGAGAAACCCUAUGAGUGUAAACAAUGUGGUAAGUCCUUCUCCUGGUCCACUGCCCUCCAAUAUCAUAAAAGAACUCACACUGGAGAGAAACCUUAUGAAUGUAAACAAUGUGGUAAGACCUUUGCUUAUUGCAGUGCCCUACGAGCUCAUGAAAGAACUCACACUGGACAGAAACCCUAUGAGUGUAAACAAUGUGGUAAGACUUUUGCCUAUCGUGGUGUCCUACAAGGCCAUGAAAGAACUCACACUGGACAGAAACCCUAUAAGUGUAAAGAAUGUGGAAAGGCAUUCAGUGCUUUUUGUACUCUACAAAUACAUGAAAGAAUUCACACUGGACAGAAACCUUAUGAAUGUAAACAAUGUGAUAAGUCCUUUUCUCACUCAAGUGCCCUCCGAGGUCAUGAAAGAACUCACACUGGACAGAAACCCUACAAAUGUAAACAGUGUGGUAGAGCCUUUUCUUUUUCCAGAGCCUGCAGAGACCAUGAAAGAAUUCACACUGGUGAGAAACCCUAUGAAUGCAAACAAUGUGGUAAGACUUUUGCUUAUGGCAGUGCCCUGCGAGAUCAUGAAAGAACUCACACUGGACAGAAAUCCUAUUCAUGUAAACAAUGUGGUAAAGCCUAUGGUGCUUUUAGGACACUGCGAGCUCAUGAAAGAAUUCAUACUGGACAAAAACCCUAUGAAUGUAAAUGUGGUAAGUCCUUUGCUUACUCCACUGUCCUCCGAGUGCAUCAAAGAACUCACACUGGAGAGAAACCCUAUGAAUGUAAAGAAUGUGGUAAGACCUAUGCUUACGCUACUUCCUUCCAACGGCAUCAAAGAACUCACAUUGGGAAACCUUAUGAAAGUAAGCCAUGUGGUACAAACCUUCAUUUACGCCUGUGGUCUUCAGUGGAAUAUAAACACUGAGGUGGAGGCUUGUGAAGGUAUACAAUACAAUACUAUUAGUUCCAUUUAGACUUAGAUUCAUGGACCAAAUCAGUAGCGAGAAUCCUUCUGUUAUGAACAGUGUGCCAAGGCCUUUAGGUAUUGAAGUGGCACUCAAGGACAAGAAAAUACAAAGGAACUAGAAAGCUUUGUGGUAAAUAAUAUAGGGAAUGUAAGUAUGUCUGUUUCCUGUUGUGUUAAUGGGUCCAUAUGGAAAGAAUCCCUGUGAAUUGUGGAUAUGUUGAAAGUUCCAUCACAUCACACACCCUUUGAAGAUUUAAAAUGGACAGGAUAUAAACUUCACAUUUCUUCAGAUAUCCUUUUUUAUUUUGAAAUCAAAACUGUCAUCAACAGAAACUUCAUUCCUUUUGAUUUUUUAUUUUUUCUACUACUGGAGAACUAGCUCAGGAUCUUUAUACUGAGCUCAAUUCCAAACUCUCUACUUUUAUUGAGAUAAUAUCUUAGUUGCUAAUUGGCCCAGGCUGGGUUUGAAGUUGGUAAGCUCUGGCUGUACUCUCACAAGGCUAUGUAUGCAGUUGUGCACCAUCACAAAUGGCUGUAAUUUCUUUAAACUAUGGGAUGUCAAUUAAUUGACUUACAUCCUUAGAAUAUGAUGUGGGAUUGCACACUGGAUAAAAUUGUAAGUAUGUGAAAAAUACAUUGUAUUUUAAGAUUUUGGUGAUGUGAAGAUUGUAAUUGGAGAGGAUAAUAAACAUAUUAUGAAAAGCAAAGAGCUGGUCAUUUCACAUAUAAUACUUUACAAAAUUACCACUAACACUAGUAUUUAAAGGUUUUAAAUAUACUGUUUUUAUAUAUGAAUCAUUCCACUCCUUUUUGUUUGACGGUUAAAAUUGAUAAAAAAAGUGAAAGGGUGUUUGGCACAUGCCUGUAAUUCUAGGAGCAUGAGCAGCUGAAGUAGGAGGGUUGGAAGCACAAAUGGUACUGUGGUAACUUAGUGAAAGCCUGUCUCAAAAAAAAAAAAAAAAAAAAAAAAAAAAGCCCUGGGAAGGUAGCUCAGAGCAGGUGCUGUAUUCAUUGCUCAUUAAAAAAAGGUGAAAGGAAUGUUACCACAGUUUUGUAAACAGAACAUGGUGUGAUAACAUUGCCAUCUAUUUCCUGAUCACAUCCUCACAUAAUGAGUCACUGCAGACAGCCACACACUUCAGAUGGCUCACAAACACCUUUAGGCAAGUGUGAGUUAGGACUUGUGCUCUUGUUUUCUGUUCACACUCAUUUGUUGUGUGUCAUAUGGGCUCAAUUUGAGCUAAAAAAAUAAAGCCUCUUUGCUCCCUAGUGCAAGGUAGUGCUGCAUGGCAUCAGUAGAGGUAUUUGUAGAAUUUGUGUGAUCUAGUGAUCUAGUGGUGCCUACAUUUUCAUACACAGGUAUACUGUGGUAUACAGGCUUACACCUCUGAAUUUUGGUCUUAGGUUGAUUCAGGCAAUAGGAAAAAAUGUAUCAUUCAUGAUACUUCUAAAAAUGUAGUGCUAUUGUCCAAGAAGAGUGACUCUGGAAUCCCAAUAUAUAGAACAGGUAUCUCCAGGCUUUCAUGGUGUGGCCUCUGAAGAACCAGUCCAAACACAGGAAAGGAUUGUUAAAUGAGGGAGGGAAGAUUUAUCUGCACUUACAGCUGUUCUUCAUAGCUUAUUUUACCAAUUGGCCUCCACCUCCAGUCACAUCAGCAGCGUCACUGGAUUUUCCUAGAAUAGUGAAACCUCUGAAUUGCUCAUGUAAGACACAGGUUGCCAACUCCUUCUGAGAAUCUAAUGCUUGGUCCAAGUUGAUCCUUUUAGCAUGAGGGAGUGGCUACAAAUGCAGAUUAACAUUACAGAUUGAUUUACACAGAGAUCAUAAGUCAGUUGCUUACAGACUGAUCAAAAUUAUUAGUGGCAAGUGACAGCAUCUGGUGGUAGGCUUUAUAUCAGAAACCCACACUUAUUUUGGUUCACACUCAUUUUAUUUGCCACUUUGGUUCACAUCUUUUUUCACACUGCACACUUUUCUGCCACACAUUUGAUAAGCCUAUAAGCUAAUCCCAGGCAAAAGAGUAAAAAUCAAAUAUCACUGAUAAGAUUUGAAAAGGGAAAUAAAGCCAGUGAUGAGAUACCAGAAACUACAAAAAGCUGACUUUAAAAUCUAAGAGUUCAUAAAGUAUGGGUUAAGUACUGAAACAGAUCUCCCUAGGAAAAUGAAAAUUUGAAGAACACUGAAUUUGCAUCUUACAUCAGAAAGAAUCACUGCCCUCUGCAAAUCAACUAUUACCAAGACUGGUGAGGCCAUCAGCAAAAAAGGAACCAUUCUGAAUUGUUAGUAUGAAUGUAAAUCAGUACAACCAAUCUGAAAAUCUCUGGAGAUUCCUCAAAAAACUAAAGAAAGAAAUUUCAUUCAACCCAGCUAUUUCCCUUCUAGAUAACUUCCCCCAAAAUUUCAAGACACCAUAUUAUAGUGUUGAAUACAUAAUCAUGUUUAUAGCAGCAUACUGGCAAAACCAUUGAAGUAGCCUAUAUAUUGACCAAUAGAUAAAUGGAUAAAGAAAAUGUCUUUGUAUACAAUAGAGUACUACUUUGAUAAGCAUAAAUUUCAGUCAUAUUUUUGAAAAUAGAUGCAUCUUGAGACCAUAAUGUUAAGUGAACUAAGUCACUAGUUUAAAUAUCUCAUAACUUCUCUUAUGUGAGAAACACAGGUAUUAACAACUUUAGAAAUAUAAUAGCAAACAGGGAGAAAGAUCUUUUUUAAAUGAGAAGGGGAUAAAGUGAUGGAGGGAUGGGCAAGAUAGAGGAAGGGGAAUAAAAAGAAUGAAGAUAUUAAGUACAUUUUCCUCCCCACAAGAUGGAUGUAAAGUUUGUGUAUUUCAAACAUGUACUAAUAAAAAUUACUGGAAAAA
Messenger RNA from Chinchilla lanigera (long-tailed chinchilla), 5458 nucleotides. RefSeq names its product zinc finger protein 709-like. Gene Ontology annotation, biological process: regulation of transcription by RNA polymerase II. NCBI's taxonomy places the organism in Eukaryota, Metazoa, Chordata, Mammalia, Rodentia, Chinchillidae. Gene Ontology annotation, molecular function: DNA-binding transcription factor activity; RNA polymerase II cis-regulatory region sequence-specific DNA binding. The record is from RefSeq and is a predicted model, not a curated record.